AUGGACUUGGAUCCUAAACCUCCCGAAGAGCCUAACACGCGGGGAGGCUUUGAGUUGCCAUGGUUGGAGAAGUACCGUCCGCAGUACAUCCACGAAAUAGUUGGCAACAUGGAAGCUGUUGCACGCCUUCAAGUUAUUGCGGAGGAGGGUAACAUGCCCAACGUCAUUCUCGCCGGGCCCCCUGGGACGGGUAAGACGACAAGCAUUCUAUGCCUCGCACAUCAGCUGCUGGGGCCCACCUACAAGGAAGCCGUGUUGGAGCUGAAUGCCUCGGAUGACAGAGGCAUUGACGUGGUACGGAACAAGAUUAAGAUGUUCGCUCAGAAGAAGGUCACGUUGCCUCCGGGCCGCCACAAGAUUGUCAUUCUGGAUGAGGCAGAUAGCAUGACGGCGGGGGCUCAGCAGGCGUUGCGCCGGACGAUGGAAAUCUACAGCAAUACCACGCGGUUUGCACUCGCUUGCAACCAGUCGUCCAAGAUCAUUGAGCCAAUUCAGUCGCGCUGCGCUAUCGUUCGCUAUAGCCGUAUAUCUGAUGUCGACAUUCUCUCCCGUUUGCGCUUGGUGUGCGAGAAGGAGGGGGUGACCUACAACGACGAGGGCAUGGAGGCGCUGAUUUUUACCGCAGACGGUGACAUGCGGCAGGCUCUCAACAAUCUGCAGGCGACGCAUAGCGGCUUCGGCUUCAUCAGCCAGGAGAAUGUCUUCAAAGUUUGCGACCAGCCGCACCCCAAGCUGGUGAUGUCUAUUAUUGAAAACUGCAGCAAAGCGGACCUAGAUGCGGCAUACGCGGGUCUUAAGGGAUUGGUGGACCUGGGUUACAGCUCUCAUGACAUUAUCACCACCGUCUUCAGAGUGGUUCGCAACGCGGACAUUCCUGAAUUUCUGAAGCUAGAAUACCUCAGGGAGGUCGGCUUCUGCCAUAUGCGCAUUGCCGAGGGCGUCAACUCUCGGCUACAGCUCAGCGGGAUGCUUGCCAAGUUGUGUUCGAAGACGUUAGCUGUGGCAUAAGGCUCAAUUUGAGGAGACUCCAACUGGUCGGUUGGACGGUUGCUGCGACAUCCUCGUCCUGUUACGACAGCGUCCGGAUUUGGAUAUGUAGGAUUCUGAAGGCCCAUAUGAUAAUUUAUUGAUACCUACGUAACUACACAUGGUGGGAUGCAUGGCUUUUCCAAGGCCUCGUGGUUUCGAAUGGAAACUUUCCAUUGAGCGGCAGCUUGCAAAGCGUACUCUUUGUAGUCCACAACGCAAAAAGGCUCUUUGCAUAAAUAAAGAUUGUAAAUAGUUGGGAUG
Molecule: messenger RNA, 1290 nt
Organism: Volvox carteri f. nagariensis
Lineage: Eukaryota; Viridiplantae; Chlorophyta; Chlorophyceae; Chlamydomonadales; Volvocaceae
Gene: rfc2
Product: DNA replication factor C complex subunit 2
Exons: 10
Coding region: 1-1008 (335 amino acids)
Biological process (GO): DNA-templated DNA replication; DNA repair
Cellular component (GO): DNA replication factor C complex; nucleus
Molecular function (GO): ATP hydrolysis activity; DNA binding; ATP binding
Source: RefSeq, a predicted model, not a curated record